Messenger RNA from Cololabis saira (Pacific saury), 3274 nucleotides. RefSeq names its product ataxin 2-like (gene atxn2l). Gene Ontology annotation, cellular component: cytoplasmic stress granule. Gene Ontology annotation, biological process: cytoplasmic stress granule assembly. The record is from RefSeq and is a predicted model, not a curated record. Lineage: Eukaryota; Metazoa; Chordata; Actinopteri; Beloniformes; Belonidae. The transcript is spliced from 22 exons. Gene Ontology annotation, molecular function: RNA binding. The coding region runs from base 314 to 3133 and encodes 939 amino acids.
ACUGUAUCUGUCACGGAGGCCAGUUCCUCCCAGCGAACCGUCGGAACGCGUCAAACCGACACCCAAAACCCGAAAUAUCACCAAAGAGCGUGAGUUUAGACGGAAUAAAGGGUAUUUGGUGGAAUCCCGAGGGUUUUUCUCCCGGAUCCGCCGCCCCGGGGACCAGCCCCCGCCCGCGCGGGCCCGCCCGUGCCUCGGAUCGAGCGGACCCGGGCCGUGUUUUGUUGUUUUGCAGCUCCUGCUGCGGCGUGAGGAUGUGCGGCUGCAGCCGGGACUCGAACCGUCGGCUCUAGGGAGGACCGGAACAUCCACCAUGAAGCCUCCAGCUCCAUCACACAGUCUGACGUCAUCACCUGUGUUCCAGGGCGUCUACAACAACGCCCGCAUGCUGCACUUCCUCACCUCGGUGGUGGGCUCCACCUGCCACGUGAGGGUGAAGAACGGAGCCGUGUACGAGGGAAUCUUCAAGACGCUCAGCGCUCAGUGUGAGCUAGCGGUGGACGCCGUGCACAGACGUACUGACGGAGGGAGAACCAGCCCCAACAUGGACGACAUCACCGACAUCAUGAUCUUCAGCCCGGCCGACCUCGUCUCCAUGACCUGCCGGGACGUGGACCUGAACUUCGCCGUCAGAGACGGAUUCACGGACUCGGCCGUCGCUGCGUCGCGGCUCAACGGAGAUCACCAGGAGAAAGUUCUGCAGAGAUGGAACGAGGAGGGAAACGGAGAAAACCUGGAGCUGGAGUCGGACACGUCCAACGGGUGGGACGCCAGCGAGAUGUUCAGGUUCAACGAGGAAACGUACGGCGUCAAGUCCACGUACAACUCCAGCCUGUCGUCGUACACCAUGCCCCUGGAGCGCGGCUCCUCCGAGCUGUUCCGGCAGCGCGAGGCGCGAGCCGCCCGGCUAGCCGGGGAGAUGGAAGCUAGCUCGCAGCGCCGCCGCGGCUCCAUGGAGGACGAGGACGGACGGACGGAGGAGGAGAAGUUCAGCUCCGUCGUCAGGGAGACGGAGGGGGGCGGGGCCGGGGGGGCCGGGGCUCCGCCCACCAGCGGGGGCCCCAGGGCCUCCCCCGCCGGGGCCGGGGCCCCCCACGCCGGGGCCCCCCACACCGGCAGGGAAGGGAAAGUCGUCCCCGUCCCGAGGACGUCUGUUACCGCGGCAACUGGAGCCUCCGGUCGCCCCGCAGGCUCCGCCUCCUCCUCCAGACACGCCCCCAGCUCCAGGACCGCCCACUCCUCCCUCCACCAAUCACAGAGCAGCCCGCCCGGGACAGGCCACGCCCCCCUGCACUCUCCCGGGACAGGCCACGCCCCCCUGCACCCGCCCGGGCCAGGCCACGCCCCACUGCACUCUCCCGGGCCAGGCCACGCCCCCCUGCACCCGCGGGCAUCGCCCGACACCGCGGUAACGACGUUUAACGGAGUGUCGUCCCGGACGUCUCCGAAGGCCCAGCGGGUCCAGAUCAGGACCCUGCGGUCCGCCGGCCAGAGCUCGGCUGCAGGUUCCAGUCGCGGCUCCAGACCCGACGCCCCCCGGGAAACCCCGCCGGCCGGCCCGGCCUUCCUGGACUCCUCCUCCGUCGCCACGGCGACCCCCGUCGCCACGGCGACCCCUGUCCCCAAACCCCCGGGACCCCCAGGACCCUCGGGACCCGCCCCGCUCUUCCCCGUCGACGUCAGUGAAAUCCUGAUCAAAGCAGCUAAAGAAAGACCGGAGGAUCCGCAGGAGGGGAGGAGCCACAAAGGGCCGUCUGGAGCCCAGCAGAGGGCGCAGCUGGAGGAGCUCCGCAAGUUUGGUAAAGAGUUCAGGCUGCAGCCUAGCUCCUCCCCCUCCGCCAGCCCAGCCCCGCCCCCUCUGGACGGCCCCGCCUCCUCCGGUUCACCUAAACCGGACCCCCUGGUCCCGGACCUGCAGGGGGCUACAGAACCAGCCCCGCCCCCUCCGACCCCCCCCGGCCCCCACACCUCCCAACCCGAGGCCCUGCAGCCCGGCAGCGGGGAGGGGGAGGGGGAGGCGUGUCCUGAUUCCUCGGAGGCCUCGCAGGUGAGAAGCUCCACGCUGAACCCGAACGCCAAGGAGUUCCUCCCCGUGAAGAAACCUGCGGCGGCGCCGACGCCCCCCCGGCCGGCCCCGCCCAGCCCGGCCCUGGCCCCGCCCCCUCCGGCCCAGCAGGGCGGAGGCUCCGCCUACAGCAGCUCACCUGCCCCGUACCUGUCCUACCUGCCCCCCCCCAUGCAGGGACACGCCCUCCAGCCUCCUCAGCUGUAUCAGUACACCAUGUCAGCCAUGAGUCAGCAAAAAUACCCCCGAGGCAAAGGCCUGGUUGCGGGUCCCCGCCCGGACCACCACGUCUCCUCGUCCUCCCCGCUCUUCUCAGCACCGGGGCCCCUGGUGGCCUCGCAUUACCCACAAUCCUACCUGCAGUACCAGGUGAUCCAGGCCAUGCAGCCGCAGCAGCAGCAGCAGCAGCAGCAGCACCAGCAGCAGCAGCAGCAGCAGCAGCACCAGCAGCAGCAGCAGCAACAGCAGCACUACCACGGACAGGUGCAGACGGUGUACUCUCUGCUCCAGGGGGGCGUGAGGAUGCUGGCGUCCGGGGCCCCCCCCGUCGGGCCCCCCGGCCCCCAGUACCCCGGCCGGCCCGAGGGGCCCCUGGGGCCCCAGCAGGCCGUCUACGUUCCCCCGUCGUUCUCCCACCACUCGGGCCCCAUCCAUCACCCCCAGCCCUCCAGCACCCCGACGGGGAACCAGCAACCCCUGCAGCACCCGGCUCCCAGUCCGGGUCACGCCCAGGUGAACCAGGGGCCCCAGCACCCGUCCCUGCUGGCCCCCACCCCCCCCAGCGGGCCCCAGGUCUCCUACCUGCCCCAGGGCUACAGCCUCCCCCCCCACGGCUUCACCUCCAUCAGCCACAUGACACAGGUUCCCGGAGCUCUGCCGGGCCCCCCCAGACCCGGGCCCCCCAUCUUCCUGCACUACGUCCCCCCCCAGCAGGGCUCGGCCCGCCAGCACGGCCCUCCGGCCCAGCAGGGGGCGCCGCAGCACUUCUACAUCGGCCCGCCGCAAGCUCUGCAGGUCCAGGCGUCCAAUCAGCAUCAGCAGCUUUCCUUCCACUCGUCUCCCAACUGAGACGCUCCAGCGUUUCCCUCGAACCUUCACAACGAUCACCUCCUCCACGCUUUUACCUGGACGGUUCAGAGCUCCAGCUUCAGCUUUUACUACGACAGGAAGUGUCUGAGUUCAGCUUUUACUACGACAGGAAGUGUCUGA